Molecule: messenger RNA, 1533 nt
Organism: Fusarium redolens
Lineage: Eukaryota; Fungi; Ascomycota; Sordariomycetes; Hypocreales; Nectriaceae
Product: glycoside hydrolase superfamily
Exons: 4
Coding region: 362-1402 (346 amino acids)
Biological process (GO): glucan catabolic process
Molecular function (GO): hydrolase activity, hydrolyzing O-glycosyl compounds
Source: RefSeq, a predicted model, not a curated record
UACACUCGGGGUCCAAGUGGCAUCAAGUGGCCAUAGUAGAUACCGUGAGUUCAAAAAACAGCCAAUUCAUGCAACCUCACUCAUAUCAGUUCAUUAAACUAUGAGCCGCUCGCUGAUCCCUUGGUGCUGAUCCCUUGGUGCUGGUGAUUCCGGAUUAUCACAAGAAAGCGGCAUUCUCGGCUUCCGUGGUGGGGCCGGAUCGCGAGGUGAGGUGUUAGUCCAGCUCAACCAUGGCACUGCCACUGGUUGAAGAGAUUAUUCGAAGAUGAGCGCAUUUGCAGAAAAACUAUCAUAAAAAGGCCGUUUUCGCACUCUCGAUCAAGUCUAUCAAAUCACUGAAGUCUCAUCGUCCAUUGCCAUCAUGCAGCUCAAGACUUUUACCCUUAUUUUCGCGGCUCAUGCUGCCAUUGCCAGCCAGGUAAAAUGGACAGGCGUCAACCUGUUUGGUCUUGCCAACGAUGUCAACAUCCUCGGAUCAGCUUACAACACCUUCCUUGACCUGUCCUGCAAACCAAGCUAUCACAGCUACCCAUACAUCAACACUGUUGAAGUCUACAAGUCAUGGCACGACAAAGGCUUCAAUCUGUUUCGAAUUGCUAUGGCCUGCCAGCAUGUCCAGACUUCGCUUGGCGGUAGCUUGAAUGAGACCAACAUGGAAGCAGUUGACAAGUUGGUUCAGGCCAUUACUGAUGAUGGCGGACAGGCCAUCCUGGAUAUCCACAACUACGCACGAUGGUACUGCGCUGUCAUUGACCAACCCGAAGUAUCAUUUCUCAACCCCAACAUCACAGUCACCAACGACCACUUUGCCGAUCUUUGGACAAAGCUUGCCGAGAGAUACAAAUCAAACCCCAAAGUUAUCUUCCAACUCAUGAAUGAACCUCAUGAUCUUAACAUCACCAAAUGGGGUGCGACAAACCAGGCUGCAAUUCUUGCGAUCCGAAACGUCACCGAGAAACAGAAAAUACUUGUCUCAGGAACGCAGUUUGCUCGUCUCGUUGACUGGGAGGCGUUCUCUCAACCAGGUAUCGGUCCUGGUCUCAUUCAGGACCCCGCCAACAAUACUCUUUACGACUUCCACCAGUACUUCGACGAUAUCGCCGGAGCAUAUGGUCUCUGCGAGCCUUGGAGCGGUUACGUAAAGAGAUUCGAGGCCGUGACUCGCAUCUUGCGCCGCAAUGGCUUUCAAGGAACCGUCACAGAGUUUGGUGGCGGACCUUUCCCUCAGUGCGCUGAGACGAUUCAAUCUAUGCUGGCAUUCCUUGACCGCAACAGUGAUGUCUGGUAUGGAUGGACUGCAUGGGGUAGCUUCAAUGAGGGCUCGGACUUGUAUCUGAGUUUGGACAAGAACUCGACUUACAACCUAAUCACGAGGACUCUGGAGAAGUUCGUCCCGAAGUAGAAUUGCAUAGCGGAUAGAAUCUGAGGAGACUGCCCGAGUGUGACAUGAAGACGAGGACAGAAGAAUGUAUUUUAGAAUUGUUUAUGAUGCAAGAAGCUCAAACUACGUUUGAAUCAGAUAGAGUUCAGCAG